AUGCUAAACAAUCCUCAAUUCCUUGCUAUGUUCCAAGCCUUUGUAAACCAAAAUACUCCUCAAAAUUUGUCACUUGGCACACCAACAUCUCAACGCGUAGAUCCAUAUCCCACAACUCAGGGAGGAGACAGUAGUAGCAAUAGAAUGCGAGUUGAAAACCAAUUUCCAACGCAAUCACUCGAUGAUGAUGAAGAUGUAGUUCAAGUUCAAGUUUCAGAACCGCAAGUAACUACAGGUAAGAAAGUGAAACAACCGAAAGAUAGGUGGGUCGCAGAAGAAGAUAGACACUUGGUGUCCGCUUACCUUAAUUGUUCGGGUGAUCCUGAGAAAGGAACAGAUCGGGAUAAGGGAGUCUACUGGCUUGAAAUCAAAGUGUCCUACGAUGCAGCAGUUGCUAAAACACCGAAUGUCAUGCACAAAAGAACCAUGAGAGCUAUUAAAAGGCGUUGGAGUCAAAUCAAUGAAGGUGUUACUUUAUGGGUAGCACAACUUGCGGCAGUUCAGCGUAUGCAAACUAGUGGUGAGGUUAUUAACGACAUAGAGGCUAAAGCACAUGACCUUUACAGACAAAAAAUGAAUAAACCUUUUGAGUUUUACCAUUGUUGGGAAGCAAUGCACCACCUUACAAGAUGGAUGCCUGGUAAGGACUCAACCGUUGUGAGUGAAGGGAGUUCUAAGAGAUCAAGCGACGAAGUCGGAACAAGUGUGCGUCCCGACGGUUGGAAAAAAACGAAAGCACAAAACAAAUUGAAAGGUGUUGCAACAAGCUUACAUGAAUUUAAGACCACUUUAAGCGGUAUGCAAACUGAGCGAGGUCUAAUGAGGAAGGGAAUGUCUGAUAUGCUCGAGUACCAGAAACAACGAGAUGAAACUAAAAUGAGGUUUAAGAUGUUUCAAUUGUUGAUGACAAAAUCGUAUCUUGAACCAUUUGAGGAAGAUUCAGAAGAAUCCAGUAACAGAAGAAGAUCCUACAAGAAGCUUAAGUAUAUUGAUAGAGAUCAUGAAGCUGCAAACACAAGAUUAAUGAACGAUUACUUUGUUGAUCAUCCGUUAUACACAGAAUCUAUGUUUCGACGUAGAUUUCGUAUGCGUAGGUCUCUAUUCAUGCGAGUUGUGGAUGCAGUUACUGCUAAACGACCUAAAUACUUCGAGCAACGUCAAGAUGCUACUGGGAAACUAGGAGCCACUAAUAUCCAGAAAUGCACAGCAGCAUUGAGGAUGCUAGCCUACGGGGUAGCAGCUGAUUCAAUUGAUGAGUACAUCAAAAUUGCUCAGUCAACUGCAAAAGCAAGCCUUGCUCACUUUGUUAAAGGGGUUCGAGAAGCGUUCACAGAAGAGUACUUGAGGAGGCCUACCAUUACAGAUUUGCAGCGCCUCCUAUAUGAUGGAGAAAGACGGGGUUUUCUGGGCAUGAUGGGCAGUAUAGAUUGCAUGCAUUGGCAAUGGAAAAACUGUCCCCGUGCUUGGAAAGGAUUAUACCAAGGAAGGAGUAAAACUGCAACGGUUAUCUUAGAAGUUGUUGCAUCAGGUGACUUAUGGAUAUGGCACGCAUUUUUUGGAACACCUGGAACUUGCAAUGACAUCAACAUGUUGCAACGAUCUCCGGUGUUUGAUGAUUUAUAUCAAGGUAAAGUCCCUCAAGUGAACUUUACAGUCAAUGGUAACACAUAUAACAAAGGAUACUAUCUAACUGAUGGGAUAUAUCCUAAGUGGGCCGUGUUCAUCCCAGCGAUUCGACUCCCAAUGAAUCCAGUGGAUCAAUUGUUCACUGAGCGACAAGAAUCGGUCCGAAAAGAUGUUGAGCGGGCCUUUGGUGUUCUUCAAUCACGUUUCGCAAUAAUACAAAGACCAGCUCUUGUAUGGGAUGAAAUGUUGUUGUGGGAGAUAAUGCUGGCUUGUAUAAUUCUUCAUAAUAUGAUUGUUGAGGAUGAACGAGAUACAUAUCAGAAUUAUGGUGACAUGUCAGAAUUCGAGCAAGAAAAUGCAACAGCAAUUAGCGGAUGA
This is a messenger RNA of Beta vulgaris subsp. vulgaris (sugar beet), 2004 nucleotides long. RefSeq lists its product as uncharacterized. The coding region runs from base 1 to 2004 and encodes 667 amino acids. NCBI's taxonomy places the organism in Eukaryota, Viridiplantae, Streptophyta, Magnoliopsida, Caryophyllales, Amaranthaceae. The transcript has 2 exons. The record is from RefSeq and is a predicted model, not a curated record.